Messenger RNA from Triticum urartu, 762 nucleotides. The record is from RefSeq and is a predicted model, not a curated record. Lineage: Eukaryota; Viridiplantae; Streptophyta; Magnoliopsida; Poales; Poaceae.
AUGGCAUGCCAGCACCGGCCCGAACACCAGCUUCCUCACCCCUCCCUUUCUUCCCCGAGUACGGCAGCGGAAGGAGGGCCGCGACGCCGCUCCCGAGCACGGUGGGACCACUUUCGUUUGAUCUGUCGAUUUGCCAGACUCAGGUCGACAUUGCGGCCGCUGUCCAAGGUGAGGAAGAGGAGUGCGGCGGCGGGCUCUUCGAGUCCGGGCCCUUGCUGCUCGUCUUCCUGCUCAUCAUCCAGGGCGGCGGCAUGGACCUCUCCUGCUACGGUGAGAGGCUGCUCAGCUCUGCGCGCUUCGCGCGCUCCCUCGACCUCCCCCCUCCCCGGCCCCAACCCCUUCCUGCUCGAGAAGGAAAUGGAUACUGCUGUCAUUCAGAAGGACUUGGGCCUUCCAGUUGGAGAAGCAAUAUUCGGGAAAACAAUACUUAUCCUGGGGUUCGGAGCCAUUGGCAUGGAAAUUGCCAAGAGACUAAGACCAUUUGGAGUGAAAAUUCUUGCUACAAAAAGAAACUGGUCAUCAAAUACAGUGUCUUGUGAUCUUGAUGGGCUGGUUGACAAGAAAGGUGGUCCAGAAGAUAUGUACGAACUCGUUCAAGAAGCUGACAUAGUUAUAACUUGCAUGACGUUAAACAAUGAAUCAGUUGGGAUUGUGGAUCACAAGUUCCUGUCAGCUUUGAAAAGGGUACAUGUAUUUUUCUCCAAUAUACUUGUCUGCAUCGUAGGAGAUUUACAUCUUCUCAUUUCUCAAAUCUUCUUCUGA